Molecule: messenger RNA, 1761 nt
Organism: Orbilia oligospora ATCC 24927
Lineage: Eukaryota; Fungi; Ascomycota; Orbiliomycetes; Orbiliales; Orbiliaceae
Exons: 1
Coding region: 1-1761 (586 amino acids)
Biological process (GO): regulation of glucose metabolic process; protein phosphorylation
Cellular component (GO): mitochondrion
Molecular function (GO): pyruvate dehydrogenase (acetyl-transferring) kinase activity
Source: RefSeq, a predicted model, not a curated record
AUGGCAAUGGCUUCGUCUAGAUACAUCUGCAGUCGUUGCUUUCCUUGUCCUAGGAAUAGGAAUACGAAUCUUUAUCGUCGGUUAGACUUCAACAGUGGCUCCGCCUCAGUCUUCGCCGUUUCCCGUGGUUUCUCCUCACUUUCUCUUGCCCUUAGGAGUCCAGGGCCUCCCCGGAGUAUCUGUCAGAGUCGCAGCCAAUCCCGCAGCUCAAAUCGCAGUCAGCAUAAUCGCAACGUCACAUCGCCCCGUGCGACUGCUACUUCGUCAUCGUCUUCUUCCUAUUCCACCCAAUCCUCGCAAUCGGUAUCUUCGUCUUCGUCUUCGUCUUCGUCGUCUCCGUCGCCUAGGUCCUCGGGCCCGCCGCAAUCCCGGACCCCGUCCUUCGAUCGUGAAGUCGCACAGCUCGCCACCUUACCCCUUCACCCGCUCACACUCUCAGAUCUCGUACGUUUCGGCAAACCCCCACUCUCGCCGGACCUCUUACUGGCUUCUGCUUCGUUCACCCUCCGGGUCCUCCCAAUCCGUAUCGCCAGACGUAUACUAUCUCUCCGUAACCUCCCCUAUAUCGUCGUCUCAAACCCCCACAUAUCGCAGAUCUACAAUAAUUACCUCCACUCCCUGCGUCUGCUCCUCUCCUUCCCGAAAGAAAACUUUCCGAGCAGUCUAAAAGAAGAAGCCCGUUUCAAUGACGUGCUUUCAGAGAUUGUAGACACACAUAGUAAUACGAUACCUAGUCUAGCAAGAGGCUUUUCAGAAUGCAAACGCUAUGUUGCACCGGAUGUCACCACGGACUUCCUUGAGGAGCACUUGCGUGCUCGGAUUGGUACUCGCCUGCUAGCAGAGCAACAUUUGGCUCUCCAUGAUGCCUCCUUGACAUCCGAUGGCCAUACAUUGCCCGGUGUCCAGGCCACUGACCCUAAAGCCUCGUUAUCAACUUACAUCGGCACGAUAGACACACACCUCAACCCAACAUCGAUUGUCAAGUAUUGCGCAGACUUUGUAGGAGACAUUUGUGACAUGAAAUAUGGUGUUCGUCCCACCGUUAUAGUCGAUGGCAUGACUGAUGCGAAGGUUGCAUAUGUGCCGAGUCAUCUAGAAUACAUUCUUACCGAGCUUCUAAAGAAUGCAUUCAGAGCAACGAUUGAGAAAGGAAAUGUGGAUAAACCAAUUAUAGUCACUAUUGCGAGUGCGGGGAUGGAGAGAUAUGACGACGGAAGCGAUAGCGAUAGCGAUGACGAAGGCAGCUCAUCCCCGACAAAGAUGCUAGAAAAUGGGGAGUCAUCAGGAAUGCAACAAGAUGAUUGGUUUAGUGGUGUACGACCUGGUACGGAAGUACAGGGCGAUGGAUUGAAAAGCGAUAUCUUGGGAAUAUAUGGGAGCUCGGGAACAGGUGAUAGCAGUGGCGCAGAUACCAUCAGGGCUGAAGCCGCUAGGGCUGUGACUAUUCGGAUUAGAGACCGUGGCGGCGGGAUUGCACCGGAACAUCUACCACUGAUAUUCAAGUACAGCUUUACUACUUUCAAUAAUUCGACCACAGUCGGAGGGAAUGGUGGGUAUGGGGCCAACGAUGCAGGUGGGUUAGAUGUCAUUAGCACCGCGAUGAACGAGGUGGAGUCAAGUACAAUUGCUGGACUGGGCUUCGGAAUGGGGUUGAGUAGGAGCUACGCGCAGUUCUUUGGGGGUGAUCUCAAGGUGGAGAGCUUGUUUGGGUGGGGCACGGAUGUAUAUUUGGGCUUGAGGGGGUUGGACGUUGAUAGGUAA